AUUUGUCUUCGUCGUGACGUUCCAUCACUGUCCAAACACAUCAUUCAUUCCUGACCCAAACAAAAGUGGAAAUCAUAAAAUGAAAAAAGUAUUCGAGGAUUAUAUUAAUCUGAGCUAUUAUACCUAUGUUAUGGUGCAAAAUGGUGCAAAACAAACGGAAAAGUAUAAAAGUGACAAAGGCAAUUUAUUGUCCUUACAAGAUUAUUGUAUAUGAGUAUUUCAUUUAUAACUAGAGUAUCCUGCUCACACUAAAGUAUAAAUUACUAUGUUCGAGUCUGCGCACUAUUCUGCACAUUUGUGUAGUAUAUUUUCAAACAUCAAUAAUCAAGUAUAGAGACUCAACAACUCGCAACACGCAUGCGUGGUACGUCGUGUUCGUAAGAAGUGGAAAAAUCAUUACAGCAGAGUAUGCAACUUGCAAGUGAAGCAGUAACUAUACUGCUAAUCAUCUAAUGAUGGCUGAAAUUAAUAAAGGUUGUUUCGAACGAUGUUGCCGUCUGUGCGCCGAGGAACAAGAUGUAACCAUAAUGAUCUUCAGUGCAGAAGCUGAAGCCAUGCUUCUGCAAAAUAAGCUUAAUAAGUAUUUACUCAUAGAGGUAGAUGAAGAUGAUAGAUUGCCUAAAAACAUCUGCAUUAAAUGUUGUUCUAAACUGCAAACAGUUUGUGAUUUCAUAGACUCUGCCCAUCGAGCUCAGGAACUGCUAACUAAUCGUAGUUUAAUGUUAGAUGAAGUUGUAAUAAACCAUUGUACAAUAACACCUAUAAAAGUGGAAAAUGAUGUUGAAAUAAUCAACUCGGAUGAUGACGGUAAGUUUACUGAAAUGGAGAUCAGUGUAGAUCCCAUGAUGGUGCUACAGAAUUCUGAAGAAGGAUUGUCACCAAUUUCCUAUGACAAUAGUACUUCAAUGGAAGAUGUGACACAUUUACAUGGGGUGGAUGGAGAAAAUGUUACAAUUAAGUUAAUAAAAAAAUGUGAGCCUUCUCCAGAUAGCAGUGAUGAAAAAGAUGCUAUUGCAAAACCUUUUCCUUGCAUAACAUGCAAACGCAGUUUUUACUCAGAACUGGCUCUUAAAAAUCAUUCAUGGAUACAUACUGGCGACAAUAAAGAAAAAAAAUACAGAUGCAAUACAUGCAUGGAUAUUUUUGAUUUUAAGUGUGAUUUAGUAUCACAUUUAAAGAUACAACACAAAACAAAUGGCCAGUGUCAACUGUGUGGAAGAAUGUUCAGGAGUGAAAAAACUUACACCGCUCACAUGGCUGUACAUGCUUCCACAGGCAAGUCAUUCACAUGCAAAAUAUGUGGUCGCUCUUAUAAAACUUGGGGCAGUUUGCGAACUCACAACAUUACUCACAGCAGUGAAAGACCAUACCAUUGUCCUUUCUGUAAGAAGACUUUCAAACGUAACCAAGACUUAAAGUUUCACAUAAACCAACACACAGGUGCAAAACCUUAUAAAUGUCCCUUCUGUGAAAAAAGUUUUGCAAGUUCUGGUAAUUGCUACUCACACAGAAGUCGCAUGCAUCCUGGACGACGCGUUGAGGGCAAAGUAAGGAGAUGGAAUGGUACAACUAAAGAAAAUCCAGUAUUGCCUUCGAGAACCACGGCUAAAACUCACUUAACAAAUGUGAAGGGAAUUUAUAAAUAUCAAUGUCAAAUAUGUGAGCAUAGUUUUUUGAGGAGAGAUAAUUAUACUUACCACAUGUACCAGCACACUGGUGAAAAACCCUUCCAGUGUUCCAUAUGUCCAGAGAAGUUUGUUACCAGGAAAGGCCUUUUAAUCCACCAUGACAAGAUGCAUCCAUUACAAGAUCGACCACUUGCAUUGCUUUCCAAAAACCUAUUAUUGAAAUAAGUUUUAGCUAAAUGAAUAAUUACAUUGUGGAGGAACUGAUGUUGCCAAUAUUUAAUCAAAUAAUGUUGGUCAUAUAAUUUCACCAAGACAGCAAACUGUUGAACUGCCUGCUCAUCCUUAUUCUACUCCAAUGUGGGCCAGAGUUAUACACUUUUUAAAGCAUAUUGUUACAGGAAGGCUUUGUCUUAGUUUAUGUGCACGCCCGGCCUGCACCAGCCUGACUCCCUGGGUGAAUCCAGUUUGUGGCAAAGCGUGUUGAAAAAACCCUUAGUGUUGUCCGAUCAAACCAAAGGAUUUCCCCAUACACAUUCUAUACAAGCUGCCACUAGACAAAGGAGACAAUAACCGAAUACAAUGGCAUUAUUUUAUUUUAAAAAAUACAAUCUCGCGAAUGUCCAGCGGCCGCGGUUCCGUCGUAGUAUGCAAAAUCCUUAUUCUGUGGCUUUUCAUUUUCAAACUCUUUGAUAAAAUUAACAGGUUCUUAUUAACGAAACACAAGUUCUAAAUUUACUUUAGCUUGGCAAAAGUUUACAUAAUCAGGCAGUUCUACACGAAAA
Manduca sexta (tobacco hornworm) is the source of this 2410-nucleotide messenger RNA. RefSeq names its product zinc finger protein Gfi-1b. The coding region runs from base 453 to 1853 and encodes 466 amino acids. Lineage: Eukaryota; Metazoa; Arthropoda; Insecta; Lepidoptera; Sphingidae. The record is from RefSeq and is a predicted model, not a curated record. Gene Ontology annotation, cellular component: nucleus. Gene Ontology annotation, molecular function: RNA polymerase II cis-regulatory region sequence-specific DNA binding; zinc ion binding; DNA-binding transcription activator activity, RNA polymerase II-specific. Gene Ontology annotation, biological process: regulation of transcription by RNA polymerase II. The transcript has 6 exons.